Messenger RNA from Exaiptasia diaphana, 1385 nucleotides. Its product is annotated as collagen alpha-1(XII) chain. The transcript has 6 exons. The coding region runs from base 87 to 1385 and encodes 432 amino acids. Lineage: Eukaryota; Metazoa; Cnidaria; Anthozoa; Actiniaria; Aiptasiidae. The record is from RefSeq and is a predicted model, not a curated record.
GGUUUUUGUUGGUCGCGGUAGUAACAUUUARGUGUGAGGAAAGUGGUUUUGRAGCUGAUCAAAAACGCCUAUAAACAGCUGUAGCCAUGAAGCUGUUACUGGUAGUAGGGAUGCUACUAUUAGGCGUUGUCUGCUAUUCUGAAGCUCAAGAAUGCAACAGAAAAGUAGACCUAGUGUUCGCCAUGGACUCGUCGGGGAGCAUGAGUUCAACGGAGUACCUUGAACAAAAGCGGUUCGUUCAACUUCUUACAAAAAAGUUCAAAAUYUCACCACGYGGUACGCACGCYGGUGUCAUAGUGUACAGCAACAGCGCGUCCAUCAAAAUAGGAUUGAACGAGAAAAAUACCUGGCUUGAACACGCUAGAGCUGUUAGCCGUAUACCAUUCGAGAGAGGGAAUACAAGGAUUGACUUGGCUCUAAAGAAAGCUAAGGAGAUAUUUCAUCCAUCGAAAGGAGGUAGACAAGGCAUUCCCAAGAUACUUAUGUUACUUACAGAUGGACAGCAAACAUCAGUUAGAGGAGAGAUUCCUGAUCUUGGUAGAAUGAUGUCCCCCCUGAAAAGGAUGAAAGUGAAGACWUAUGCAAUAGGAAUUGGGAGAAAUUCSGAUCCAAAACAGUUAAGGUUGCUUGUCGAAAAGCCACAAGAUGUCAUGAGGGCGAGGACCUACAACUCGCUGAGACGACACGUGUACCGCAUAACAUCCAAGCUGUGUGCUGAUGCCAUUCCACCGGCAUAUGGUAUCUAUCCACUUAACGCACAAACUCGUGGACAAGAUGUCAGCGAAAAUGGCUCCCCAAGAGCAUCAUUCCAUCAUAUUUGGCAGASCACUGGACCGCUUGGCAGACCUGGCGGGGCAUUAUACCUCGGUCGAAGUUCCAGUUAUGUUGAGAUCCCGAAUCGCAGUGGAGGCAAACUAGACACAAAGCAUUCUCUAUCGAUAUUUGUUUGGGUAUAUYUAACGCACUAUGGAGGUCCUAUCGUGAACUACAGAGUUAACGGCUAUGGUGUUGGUUUGUAUUACUAUGGGAGAAAUACCAUAUCCGCUAAUUUCAUUGGACGAUUGGGAUACUUCAGCCGUCGCCUGGUAUAUAGAAGAAUAGUACCAAGAAAAUGGCUGUAUAUUGGAAUGACCUACGAUCAGGAUACCGGUUAUGGAGCGCUUUGGAUCGAYAACAAACGUGUUAGCCGAAAACUGGUGGGACGAAUCAAUCUCGGUACUCAAUACCCAAUUCGCAUCGGWUCCGUUAGAGGUUUGCGGAGACAUUUUAGAGGAAGAAUCACGUGUUUACAAAUUUAUGGCACAGCCUUGGAUGCUGAUCAAAUCAAGGCCGUUAAGAGAAGAUGUAACGCACCUAUUCGUACGUAUAUCUUUCUACUGGACUAA